AUGUCCGCCACCGAAACCACCGAGAACACCACUUCCAACUUCACCUCCAACCUUCCCGACGUGUCUAAGAUCACUGACGCCGCCAAGGAGGCUCAGGGCGAGGUCCAGGAGAUUGCCAAGGACGCCGCCGCCGACGCCAAGGACGCCGUGACCCAGGCCGAGAACAAGAUCAACGAGAUUACCGGCUCUGUUUCCAAGGAGGCCACUGAGGCCACCGAUGCCGCCAAGGAGGAGGCUAAGGACGUUGAGGCCAAGGCCACCGACGCUGCUGAGGAGGCUCAGACCGAGGCCAAGGACGCUGAGGCUAAGGCUGCCGACAAGGCUGACGAGGUUGCCGAGGACGUCAAGGCCAAGAAGCCCAACGCCCUCAAGCGACUGUCCAUGUCCUUCAAGAAGUUCGUCAAGAACGUCACCGCCUAA
This is a messenger RNA of Yarrowia lipolytica CLIB122, 420 nucleotides long. RefSeq lists its product as uncharacterized. The record is from RefSeq and is a predicted model, not a curated record. Lineage: Eukaryota; Fungi; Ascomycota; Dipodascomycetes; Dipodascales.